Molecule: messenger RNA, 201 nt
Organism: Acaulospora colombiana
Lineage: Eukaryota; Fungi; Glomeromycota; Glomeromycetes; Diversisporales; Acaulosporaceae
Source: the annotation of a GenBank genome assembly
AUUUUCAAAGCAAUGAGCGGUGAAUUCACUGGAUCAGGUCAUUGGUAUUCGUGUCCUAAUGGUCAUCCAUACACAAUUGGAGAAUGUGGAAUGGCCAUGCAGAGUAGCAGAUGUCCAGGUUGCGGAGCGUCCAUUGGAGGGGCAAAUCACUCAUUUAUUGCAGGAAAUCCAAUUCCUCGUGCCAGUGAAAUGAUUUCUAGU